This is a messenger RNA of Pelecanus crispus (Dalmatian pelican), 693 nucleotides long. The record is from RefSeq and is a predicted model, not a curated record. Lineage: Eukaryota; Metazoa; Chordata; Aves; Pelecaniformes; Pelecanidae.
AUGGUAAGAGAAAUAUUGAAGAAGACCCAUAGUGAAUCCCAUAUGGGAGCAGAUGCUCUGGUCGCAAGUAUCAAAAGACAUCAUGUAGGACCAAAGACGCAAACUUUUGCAAACUUUAUCGUGAAACAGUGCCCAAUAUGUUGUAAGAAUAAUCAAAAAAUACAGAAAUUACCUCCUCCGGGAGAAGUCAGGAAGGGUCAAACCCCUGGGGAAUACUGGCAAAUUGAUUUUUCUGAACUGCCAAAAUGCAAUCAGUAUAGAUAUCUGUUGGUGUUAUUAGACACCUUUUCAGGAUGGCCUGAAGCUUUCCCGUGUCGUACCAAUAAGGCUAAAGAAGUAGUAAGGAUAUUGUUAAAGGAGAUAAUUCCUAGAUUUGGGGUACCUGAAGGAAUGCCCUCCGACAAUGGGCCACAUUUUAUAGCUCAAAUAGUUCAGGAAGUUGCAAAGUUGUUACAAAUGACAUGGGAACUACAUGCUCCUUGGAGACCACAAUCAAGUUGCAAUGUCAAACGAAUGAAUCAGACUCUGAAAAGACAGAUUUCAAAACUUUGUCCGGAAACUCAAAUGAAAUGGAUAAAUGUGUUACCAAUAGCAUUGAUGAGAAUUCAAGUCACUCCUAGACUUAGAGAAGGAGUUAGUCCUUCUGAGAUUCUGUAUGGGAAACCAUACAUAUCCCAUAAACAGUUUAACUAG